Messenger RNA from Quercus robur (English oak), 1839 nucleotides. RefSeq names its product putative disease resistance RPP13-like protein 1. NCBI's taxonomy places the organism in Eukaryota, Viridiplantae, Streptophyta, Magnoliopsida, Fagales, Fagaceae. The record is from RefSeq and is a predicted model, not a curated record. Gene Ontology annotation, biological process: defense response to other organism. Bases 1 to 1839 code for a protein of 612 amino acids. The transcript has a single exon. Gene Ontology annotation, molecular function: ADP binding.
AUGAUGGAGAGUGCCCUCACUAUAAAUUUGGAGGUAUUGUCUGAUGAAGACUGCUGGUUGAUUUUCAGUAAAAUAGCAUUUUCUAAUGAGGAGGAACUUAAGUAUCUAGAAGAUCUUGGUAGAAAACUAGCAAUUAAGUGUAAUGGCUUACCGCUCGUUGCAAAGACUCUAGGUAGCCUCAUGCAUAACAAAAGAAAUAGAGAACAAUGGAAUAAGAUUUUAGAUAGUCAUAUGUGGGAAUUAGAAGAUAUUGAAAAAGGCCUUUUGGCACCAUUGUUAUUAAGUUAUUAUGAACUACCCUCAACAAUGAGACGUUGUUUCUCAUAUUGUGCUAUCUUUUCAAAAGAUUAUCUCUUUUCUAGAGAUAAAUUGGUCCUCCAUUGGAUGGCACAAGGAUAUGUUGAGUCAAAGGCAAAUAUGGAGAUGGAAGUCAUAGCGGAAGAAUACUUUGAAAAGUUAGCCAUGUGUUCUUUCAUCCAAGAUUUCGAGAGACAUGAAAAUAGUGAUGGCAAGAUAAUAAGUUGCAAAAUGCAUGAUAUAGUGCAUGACUUUGCCCAAUUAAUGGCAAAAAAUGAUUCCUUUGAAAUUGACGGUGGUAAGAAGUUGGAGAGAGAUUGGCAAAGUGCUCAUCAUUUACAUUUAAAAAUUUCAAAAGAAAUGCAAUGCCUCGAAUUCAUCUAUCAUGCAAUAAAUCUAUGCACUCUCUUUCUUCUUUCGCAUGAAAGGGAUUAUGAGUUUGAGAUGCUCCUAUCGAACUCAUUCCAUCAUUUUAGAUGUUUACGAACAUUAAUUUUGGAUUGUCCAAUUGAGAAACUUCCAGAUACAGUGGAAAAUUUGAUACAUUUAAGGUGUCUUCAUAUGUCUGAGAAUGUUUAUAUAAAAGAAUUGCCUGAAACCCUGUGUAAUCUCUAUAAUUUACAAACUUUGUAUAUCGAGAACAGUUAUGGUUUAAAGAAAUUACCACAGGGGAUGAGUAAACUAAUUAACUUAAGACAUCUUAUAUUUGAUGAAAAUAGUCAUUUGGUAUUUCCAAAAGGGGUUGGGAAAUUAAUUGAUCUUGGAACAUUGUGGGUAUUCAACAUAGGUGAUAAGGAUGAUAGAGAAGGAUGUAAAUUUGGAGAAUUAAAAAAUUUGAAUCAGCUUCGAGGGACUCUUAGAAUAAAUGGGUUGGAAAAUGUGGUAGAUGUAGGUGAGGUUCAGAACGCACAAUUGAAGAAGAAAAUACAUCUCCGUGGUUUAGUGCUAUGGUUUAGCCCUCUAGAUUCACUCGAAGAUGAAGAGGAUAUAAGAAGAAUGGAGAAUGACAUAUUAGUAUUGAAUGCCUUAGAGCCACCUCCACACUUGCAAGAUUUAGAAAUUGGAGGCUACAUGGGCAACAUAAUUUAUCCUAAUUGGAUGAUGUCAUGUACCACACUGAAAAGGCUUCAACUUCUAAGGUGCGUAAAGUUAGAGCAUUUGCCUUCUUUGGGGCAGUUGCCAUUCCUUGAAGUAUUAAAGAUAUCGUGGCUUCUUAAUGUGAAGAAGGUGGGAGAUGAAUUUCUGGGAAUAGAAGAUUCCAAAAACAAGAAAGACUACUGGGAAGAAUGGAUUGGGAUGGGAGAAACGGGAGAAGAAGAAGAAGAAAAGGAUAAUGGUAUUGUUACAAAUCCGAUAUUAAUAAAAAUAAUGCCACGUCUUCAGUCCUUGAAAAUUUUUAGAUGUUAUGGGCUAAAGUCUCUGCCAAACUACUUGAAGAAUUCUGGGAUUGAGCUCAAAGAACGUUACCAAAAAGGGUCCAGAGAGUAUUGGCACUUCCCAAACAUCAUAUUGAUUGGAAGUAAUGGCACGUCUUCACAUUGA